AUGUCCCCAACGCCCAUCACUGCCCAGUGCUGUCUCAGAUCCAUGGCCGAAAUAGAGGAAUGGAACAGCCUCAGUCCAGUUAAAAAAUUGUUACGAAACCCUCCGCUGGCUGGCAGUUCGGACCCAUGCACUACGGAACUAAACAUCCAGGAUAUCAUCAGAGUGGGAGAUGGCCACCACACACAGGUCUUUAUUGUCGAGGCCCGGUCUGAAUUCUCGGGUGUCCAACGGGGAAUGCAGCUGGUGGCAAAGGUGUACGACCCGCUGUAUUGUGACGAUGGCCCUUACAUGAAUCCCUUCCGUUGCGUCGUCAACCACUAUACUCACGAGGUGCAUACGUAUCACCAACUUUCCGACUUCCAGAGAAAGUCAAUACCCAAGAUUUAUGCUUCUUUUUCACUGGAAAUCCCGACUGAGGGGCCUGAGCUGCGCACCGUUCGACUGAUCCUGCUGGAGUAUAUACCACGGUCAUCGAUGCAGCAGGCAAACCCGAAGAACUUCUCCCAACAGACACGACAGCAGAUGCUCAAGGCGAUAGUCGACCUUGAAAGCCUCCUAUAUCAGAGGGAUAUACUCCUCCAAGCCGUGGGUCCUAGAAAUGUGAUGAUCGUGGAUGCUACAUUCUCACAUGAAAACGGCAGAAACUUGGUUUUUAUUGACUUUGCCAACGUUCUCUUCGGCCUGCUACGGUGGAGAAACAGAGGAACGUCGGAAUUCAGAGAUUGGGUUGACUGGGAGUGGAAGCCGUGGGUCGAGAAUGAAUUUGCCCAUACUGUCUCGUCAAUCACACCCAAGAUGCGGGAGGUUUACGAUUACCACUGA
Messenger RNA from Aspergillus terreus NIH2624, 822 nucleotides. RefSeq lists its product as uncharacterized. NCBI's taxonomy places the organism in Eukaryota, Fungi, Ascomycota, Eurotiomycetes, Eurotiales, Aspergillaceae. Bases 1 to 822 code for a protein of 273 amino acids. The transcript is spliced from 3 exons. Gene Ontology annotation, biological process: protein phosphorylation. The record is from RefSeq and is a predicted model, not a curated record. Gene Ontology annotation, molecular function: ATP binding; protein kinase activity.